Molecule: messenger RNA, 1067 nt
Organism: Sinocyclocheilus rhinocerous
Lineage: Eukaryota; Metazoa; Chordata; Actinopteri; Cypriniformes; Cyprinidae
Product: peptidyl-prolyl cis-trans isomerase FKBP1A
Exons: 4
Coding region: 214-540 (108 amino acids)
Biological process (GO): protein peptidyl-prolyl isomerization
Cellular component (GO): sarcoplasmic reticulum membrane; cytoplasm
Molecular function (GO): peptidyl-prolyl cis-trans isomerase activity
Source: RefSeq, a predicted model, not a curated record
CACUCACUUGGCAUAACAAAGGAGACGGGUCGCAUUUGUCAUCAGCAGGAUUUAUGUUAAAUUAGUGCGCUGCUAUUGGGCCCUCUCCCCGUUUUCUCGCUGCGGUCAUGUGACCCGACAGCAUCGCUCCUUUCCGCCUGCAAACAAACAGCUGUGAGCGAGACAGUGUGCAGCAGGGCUCUUCAGAAACAUACAGUACACGAGCGGGACAAAAUGGGAGUGGAGAUCGAGACCAUAACCCCCGGAGAUGGGAGGACUUUCCCCAAAAAAGGACAGACAUGUGUGGUGCAUUAUGUUGGCUCUCUGACAGAUGGACGGAAGUUCGACUCUUCCCGGGACCGUGACAAGCCAUUUAAGUUCAAGAUUGGUAAACAGGAAGUGAUCCGUGGCUGGGAGGAAGGUAUUGCGCAGAUGAGUGUGGGACAACGUGCAAAGCUGACCUGUUCACCUGAUUUUGCCUACGGUAAUAAAGGCCAUCCUGGGAUUAUUCCCCCAAAUGCGACCCUCAUCUUCGAUGUGGAGCUUCUCAGUUUGGAGUGAUUUAAUGCAUUAACAAUGCCUUUUGUUAAUUUUUGAUUAUAUUAUAAAUGUUUCAAGUGUAAAAAGGUUUAGUCUUAACAUUAGAAACUUGAUUAAAUCAGUUUUCUCUUUAUGUCAGGCCAUAUUUUAGUCAUUCUUCUCAGAACCAGCUUUAUUCAGUAUCCCAUCCCACAGUUUGGGGCACAUUAUGUAAAGAUCUGUGCUUUAUUUUAUCAGAGUUCUCCAACAUUUUAUCUUUUGCUUUAGUCACAUUACAUCAGAAAUAAUUCUUUAGCUCCUUUAAUUUUAAUCCAACAUUCUUCCUGUCUAAUUGAUACAAUAUCACCAAAUCAUCAAAAACCUUGCAAUGUCCUUAAUCCUGAACUUGAACCCUUGAAGGAACCCUUUAGACUUCUCUUCUCUUGUGACUUUUUCUUACACUGUGAUUGUUGUUGGCUUGAGACCAAGUACAAACUUGUUAAAGAAUCGGCAACUUGAUCCCUGAAUAGUAAUCCCAAAAAAAGAAAACAUAAAUAUAUCUUAAAGAU